GGAGCUGGCACUUGGCAGCGCCACUCUGGGCUGGAUCCAACGUCGCUCCGGCUGCUCUUGACGACUCCACAGAUUCCCCGAAGCUAUGGCCAGCAAGGGCUUGCAGGACCUGAAGCAACAGGUGGAGGGGACCGCCCAGGAAGCCGUGUCAGCGGCCGGAGCAGCAGCUCAGCAAGUGGUGGAUCAGGCCACAGAGGCGGGGCAGAAAGCCAUGGACCAGCUGGCCAAGACCACCCAGGAAACCAUCGACAAGACUGCUAGCCAGGCCUCUGACACCUUCUCUGGGAUCGGGAAAAAAUUCGGCCUCCUGAAAUAACAGCAGGGAGACUUGGGU
Mandrillus leucophaeus (drill) is the source of this 334-nucleotide messenger RNA. RefSeq names its product adipogenesis regulatory factor (gene ADIRF). Gene Ontology annotation, cellular component: nucleus. Gene Ontology annotation, biological process: positive regulation of fat cell differentiation. Lineage: Eukaryota; Metazoa; Chordata; Mammalia; Primates; Cercopithecidae. The coding region runs from base 86 to 316 and encodes 76 amino acids. The transcript is spliced from 3 exons. The record is from RefSeq and is a predicted model, not a curated record.